UGUAGACCCGCCCCAGCCAGGGGUAGCCCCGGCAACAUGCUAAUUUAUAGCAUUGUAUUGUUUUUUGCGUCAGCCCCAUGUAUUAUACAUAAUUAAUACUCCUAAGGGGAGAAAUUGAGGCUGUCACUGAAGAAAAUUUUUUUUUUCUGGUGUCUUCAGUGGCAGUUGAGUUUUUAUCACAGAAAGAGGAUUGGUCUGUUGCGAAACUGAAAACCGCCAAACGGCAUCAUGAUAUUCCUACUUUCCUUAAUAUUCGGAAGAUACCUUGACUGUUUAAAUAUUACCCAUACGUCCCCAAAUUUGGCAACCAAUGAGAAGACAGAUAAUAAUAUGCACUUCUUUACGUCAUACUCAUGCUACAUUUCUUUCUUUAUUUUCAAAAAAUAAUUCUGUAUUUUUUCUUUUUAUACUUUCAGGUGUUACAGAUUUCUUCAUGAAGACUCUCUCCUGCUCAAUAUCGUAUUUAUGAAGACGAGUUGUCACCACAUUCAGGAAUUCCUCAUGGUGUGAAGAUCAGACGUCAGAUGGAUUGGCAGGAAAAAUGGCCCUCUGAAUCAGAAAGGUUUAGAGGAGACUAUCGUGUUGGCAAACACAGUCAAAUGACAAAGAGCUUCUCAGCUUUUUCAUCAUAUCUUAUCUAUCAUAUGAAUGUAGGUAUCAGAUUGAACCUUGUGCUGUGGAGCACAGUGGAAGUGGGGGUUAACUUGAAGCACAGUACUUGGAGCUAGCUUAUUAUAAAUAUUUGGAUGAUAAAAUGGAAACAAGUGGAGAACUCAAGGCUUCCAAGGGCAGCUCUAGAUACUCAUGCACUGCUUGCCUAAGUGGCUUUUCCAGUCCAUAUCAUCUGAAAAAACACAAAGAAGACUGUGAGUUUGCUGGAGAUUUAAGUAAAAGGCAAAGAAAGAAGGCUGAAAAUGGUCGUGAGCUGAUGGAAAGUAGAAUGUCUUGUAAUUUGUGUGAAAAGAAUUUCAAGAAUGAAAGUCUUUUGAAAAAGCAUAUACGAAAUUUCCAUUCAGGUGAAGGUGGCUAUUCUUGCAGUGUCUGCCAUCUUGUUUGUUCAACCCAGAAGUUACUGCAGAAACAUAUGACCCAAAGUCACAAGUCUGGGAACAAGCCUGCCCCAAAUGUGAUAGAGCAAAGAACUUCAUUGAAGUCAAGUUCUGUCCGUAAAAUGAGAAAUCAGUUGAGUGCAACUGGAACACGGGAACGUAAGUCUGUAAGCGGACGAUUGCAGAAAGUGACAGACAGUAAGAAUGUCUGUGAGCAGCCACAAGAAGUACUAACAGAGAAAUCUGGAGACAAGCAAAAUGGCAAUCUUACCUGCCAGAUCUGCAGUAGAACAUUCGCCCGAGCCGCUAAUCUGAAACUCCACAUGCGAGUCCACACGGGUGAGAGGCCUUAUACAUGUGACACCUGUGGAAAGACCUUUGCGCGAUCUGAUCAUUUGAAAAAUCAUGAACUGUGCCACAAGUCUGUCAAAGAGUUCCUUUGUGAUGAAUGCAAUGAAUCUUUCAGGCGAGCUGACCACCUUAAGUAUCACAAGGUCAACAAACAUGGCGAUGUGAUCAGAUUGAAUGAGUUGAAGAAGUACACAAGAAUUGAUACACCUGAAAAAAGUAAGACAGUGUUGUGUGAUAUUUGCGGCAGUGCGUUUAAUGAUCAGAAAGGAUUAAGAAACCAUUUACGAAAGCAUAACAACUUUCAGAAAUAUUCUUGCCACUACUGUGGUCAAACUUUUAACCAGAGCUCCAAUUUGAAUGUCCAUCUAAGAAAACAUACAGGGGUAAAACCGUACAAAUGCACCACCUGCAGUGAAACAUUUACCACGUCAGCCAAGCUGAAAACACAUGCAAGGAAACACACGGGUGAGCUACCAUUCUCAUGUGACGUUUGUGGACGGAUGUUUGGGGAAAGUCGUCUUUUGAAAAUGCACAAACAAAUACAUAGCGGCACCAAAGCAUUCAUGUGCAGCCACUGUGGUAAAGCCUUUAUGCACGGCAGCACGUUAAGGGCACAUGUACGUGUCCACACUGGUGUUCGGCCCUACAAGUGUGAUAUAUGUGGCAAGGCCUUUGCUCAGAUCUCCAGCCUGACUUAUCAUAAGAGGACUCACAGUGGGGAAAAACCAUACUCGUGUCACAUCUGUGGCAAUUCUUACACCCGCAUGACUACUUUAAAUGUCCAUCUCGCCAGGCAUUCUGGAGAGAAGCGUUUUUCUUGCUCUCGUUGUGACUUUAAGUGUGAUCUUCAGAAAAUUUUGAAAAGCCACAUGGAAAAGACUCAUGAAGGCACAGCUGGUGUGCAUGAUGCAUCAUUAAAUGUAAGUCAGGAUCCUAAUGCUCUGUAUGCUGAAAAUUUCCACAGAACACUGAAUGACUCUAAAACUGUAGGUGUGAUACAGACACUUGAAAAGUAUUCUGAAAAUUUUUUUGAUACCCAGGAUAAUUGUCCAUUUCCUUCAAAGAAUCUGCAAGAUUCCAGUGUAAAUGAGGCUGAUUGUAUUUUUUCCUCCCCUGAAUAUGCAGUGCAGACGGAGUGUAUUGGUGUAUAUAAAGACAGAAAUAUAAAUAAAACGAGUGUAAUCGGUAGUAUGAAUAUGUCAGAUUUGUGCACAGAUAUGAAGACAGAUUUUCACUUUCAAAACACGUCAGGCAUAAAUGAAAAAUGCAGUGUGUCUGUUGAAGAGUCAUUUUCAAAUAACCAAAAAGAAAGUCAGAUUUCACAUUCCGUCUUAUCUUCUGAGGUGGUUUAUAUGAAAGACAGAGAUGAUGGCCACAUGACUCUGGGUAAUAUGGACUCCCAGCCAUCACUGUUGUCUCUCCGUGCUGGGUCGGAGAGAAGCGAUGUUGCAACCUCAGCACCUCCAUUUGUCAGCUUGUCUAAUGGUCAAGGUGAGACAAGUAGAGUCUCCGUGGGAGACAUUGUGUCUGUGCGACAGCAUGCGAACUCUGUGUGUGUAGGUGAUAACCAAGAUGAAAGUAAGAAUCAAAAGAAAUCGGACACGUUUGUGUCUCUUGAAAAUAUACCGUCAAUUUCAACAGUUGUGAGUUCAGCUCUUGACUAUACCCAGACAUAUGAAAAUCAUGUUGAGCAAGACAACGUGAGCUUUAAUAACCUGGGGGUCUCCGGAGACAGUCAAAAUAAUGAAGAAGAAUCUGCAGCAGUAGAAGAAAUUUGUUUAACAGGAGGGGAAUCAAAGAAGCUUAGUCAUAUGUUAGACUUAAGUGAAGCUAAAGCACUUAGUAAUGAUGAGAGUGAGUCUUUGGCAGAUACAGAAGACUUGUUUUCAAUAAAUCACACUGUUUCAGAAGUUCAGUCGCAGUCAGACUCUGAGAAGUCAAAUUCAAAGAAAGUUACUCCCCUCCGAAUCAGCUCCAGGAUUGUUCAGAAGAAAGAUAAUGUGAAGCAGAAAUUGAUGACUAAUAAGAGGCGAAAACAACAGGUGACCAAGUUGGAUGUCACAAAGGACAGAGGAAAGCCCAAGUGCAAUGUAUGUGGUCAAUUGUUUUCCAGAAGGGGCAACCUAACCACACACAUGAGGCUUCACAGUGGAGAGAGACCAUAUCAGUGUAGUGUGUGCAACAAAACAUUCACUCGGUCAGACCAUCUGAAGGGUCACAUGCUUCUGCAUGAAGACGGCCAGAGGAUGGCGUGCCACCACUGUAAGGACAUGUUUGACUCUGCAGACAGUCUGAAAUAUCACCUAGAACUUCAACACGCGGGGAAGCUUCCUUUUGUCUGUGGUAUUUGUCUGUUCUCCUGCUUGAGACUAGGGGAACUCAAAGACCACAUGAAGAGUCAUAAUGCCAACGAUAGGUUUGACUGUGCUGUGUGUGACAAAAGUUUUCUGAAAUCAAAAGAGCUCAAGGAUCAUAUGCGGACACACCCUGGAGCACAGCCCUUUGAGUGCAAGCCGUGUGGUAAAUUUUUCAGGGAGAGUUCUUGUUUGAAGCUCCAUAUGAUGACGCAACACACGGGUGUUCGGCCGUUUAAGUGUGGGGUUUGUGGAAUAGGCUUCAUCACUGCGGCUCGGCUUGAAAAGCACAUGAGGAAACACACAGGGCAACGUCCUUUCACCUGCGAGUUCUGCGGGAAACUUUUCCUGGAUAUCACCCUUCUAAACAUGCACAUAAAGGUUCACACAAAGGAGCGGCCCUAUCAGUGCCAGCACUGCGGCAAAGGUUUCACCCACCGCAGCACACUAAGGGCACAUGUGAGGACUCACACUGGGACCAAGCCCUACCGUUGUGAUGUAUGCGGGGAUUCGUUUACUCAAAUAUCAAGUCUGACGUACCAUCGAAGAAAACAUGACGGUUUGAAGCCGUAUAAAUGUACCAUCUGUGAGAAGGCCUACACUCGUUCCUCCACUUUGAGUAUUCACAUGUCUAGGCACACAGGCCAGAAACGUGUGGCUUGUCCACAGUGCAACUUCACUUGUGACACUCAGAAAGCUCUCAGAAAACAUUUGAGCAAAACGCAUACUUCUCAGAUGGUUUCGGUGCAUGAAGAUGUAGUAGGCCUGUCAGGUCUGCAAAAUGAAGAAGAACUUGAACCAAUACCCAGCAGUGGAAAUCUUACUCAGCUAGAAAACAGACCGGAAGGAUUGCACCACUUUGAAAUCUAUCAGCAGCAAGGAGAGAUACAGAUAUUGCAGCAGCAGCAGCAACAGCCGCUUCAGCGACUAGGCCUACACAGUUUUCCUCCGCAAGAAGUGCCAGCGCCUAAGAUACUUCUGCAUUUCCCAAGUAUGAUCUCAACCAUUCAGCAGCCCAUUCUGGAGCAGAGACUGCAAUCCGAGUUGUCACAUGACGGAAAGGUAACCCACUGCCCUGCCUCGUCAGUCACUCCUCAGCUGGUGCUGACUGUCGCUUCGGAUGCGCUACGAUCAUUCGUCUCCGCUAACGAGGUGGAAUUCACCCCCCACCAGGUGGACAUCACCCCUAGAGGCUGACUUCAGUGGUAGUUUGCAGUUUUCUUUUGAUUACAUGUUUUGUCACGGGUUGACAUAGUAGUGAUCUUUGAUCUCACUGAGGUGCAGGCCUAUCAAACGAAUUUAAUACACAGUGCAGCCUCUCUAGAACGACCUUGGAUAUAAUGACAUCCUCUGUAUAGAGUGACAUGGGGCCCCAGAUCCCGAUAUUUUUCAGAUCUAUCAUUAGUAAUUUUUGGUUGCCUCUCUAUAGCGACAACUCUGUAACGACAGUUUUUUCUGGUCCCGACGAUGUUGUUACAGAGCGUCUGCUCAGUACAUUAGUACAUGUAGGAAGUUGUGCUGUGGUGAUGUCUUUUAAGAUAAGCAAUCGUUGAGAAGUGGCAUUCCUCCAUGGUCAUGAAUUUUUUUAGUUAAUGGAUCAAGGAACUGAAGUUGAAUUUUUCAACUGUUAUGAAGUUGCACCAUGCUCACAUGCUUUUGUACUACGUAUUUUAGUGUUUAUGUUUUGCAGAAGUCUUCUAAUUACAUUCUUAUGUAGGCUACUUGGAGAAAAUAUGAUCUCUAUCGAAAUGAGGAUACUCGCAUUUGUAGUGUAGUGGUUAGUCUCUUUGCCCUUACUCACAGAUGACCCGAGUUUUAUUCCUAUGUUUGGAAAACUUGUAUUGAGUGUUUCAGUCUUUCUGCUGAAUAUUUUACCCCUCUUAGCCCAGGUUAGCCCUGAUAAGCAUUGUCAAACCUCACCCUAGUUAUCUAAAUUGUGUUGAUUGGGAUAUAGAAAAAAUACUGCAGUGAG
Messenger RNA from Aplysia californica (California sea hare), 5726 nucleotides. RefSeq names its product zinc finger and BTB domain-containing protein 11. NCBI's taxonomy places the organism in Eukaryota, Metazoa, Mollusca, Gastropoda, Aplysiida, Aplysiidae. The record is from RefSeq and is a predicted model, not a curated record. Gene Ontology annotation, biological process: regulation of transcription by RNA polymerase II. The transcript has a single exon. Bases 755 to 4951 code for a protein of 1398 amino acids. Gene Ontology annotation, molecular function: RNA polymerase II cis-regulatory region sequence-specific DNA binding; DNA-binding transcription factor activity.